This is a messenger RNA of Ramularia collo-cygni, 363 nucleotides long. RefSeq lists its product as uncharacterized. The coding region runs from base 1 to 363 and encodes 120 amino acids. Lineage: Eukaryota; Fungi; Ascomycota; Dothideomycetes; Mycosphaerellales; Mycosphaerellaceae. The transcript has 2 exons. The record is from RefSeq and is a predicted model, not a curated record.
AUGCCGAAAACCCCAGCGACAGACGAGAGAUCGCCCAAAACACCCACCAAUCUACGAAGUUCAACUCCUAUCAAAGACAAACCUGUUGGAGCUCUCACUCAUUCAAGCACGGCAUCAUCAUCUUCUUCUCGCAAGCAAGAGCAGGAUGACUCCACCAAUGUGAAAGAUCCCAAGAAUCCCGAUACAAAGGCAUCCAAGCCAGACGAGGGAAUCGAUGCGUCGAAUUCGAAGAAUAACCAGGACCCCCUUGCUACGAACAAGGAAGAUGAUAUUGGACGGCUUGAUUUUCAGACUCCUGUGAAGUCUCCACCGAGUUGGGGGAAGAAGAAACCAGCAGCAGAUACGACGCAUGGAAAUAAGUAG